Molecule: messenger RNA, 1041 nt
Organism: Drosophila novamexicana
Lineage: Eukaryota; Metazoa; Arthropoda; Insecta; Diptera; Drosophilidae
Exons: 3
Coding region: 1-1041 (346 amino acids)
Source: RefSeq, a predicted model, not a curated record
AUGAAAUCUCAACUAGUUGUGCUUAUUGUGUGCUUGGCUGCCUUAUGCGUCGCCGAGGAGCAGCAAGCGGAGCAGCAGCAAGCAGCAGCGGCUAAGCACGUGGAGCACGGCCAUAACCCAAGCAACGACCCAAUCCGUCGCAUUUUAGAGGAGAAUACCGAGGUGCUGCAAAAAUUGGACAUUAAAGCACAUAGCAUUAGCAACUCCCAGAAGGGCAUUGAGAACAAGCUGAGGCUGCUGGGCCAGGAUGUAGCCGGUAUUGGUCGCUUGGAGGAUGGACUCAAGAAACUGGAGCGUGUCUCGGAGAGCAACUUUCAGCAAACAGCCAAUGGCAUCAAGAUCCUGUCGGCCAGCAUCAAAGCCGCCGAGAAUAGAACAGACAGAGCUAUUGUGAGCUUGGCACGUGGCCAGCAGGAUAUCAAACAGGUGCUCGUCAAGGUGGAUGCCAAUCAAAAUAGAUAUGAGCGUAACCUAGAUCAGGUGGCCAAGUCGGUGCACCAGCACCUAUCCGGUCUGGAUAAUUUGCUCAAACAGUCGGUGCUCAAGGAGCUGGUGGCGCUUGUGCAACUCUCCAAGAAACUGGACCAUGCACAGCGCCACAUUGAGGGCAAGGUCAACCAUUUGGAUGAGCUGACGGCGCUGAGCAGCAUUACGGCCAAUAAAGUACAACAUCUGGAGCUGGGUUUGCGCUCCGUAAACAGCACACAACAGCGCCAAUUGGCGGCCAUUGGGCAGACAGUGCAGCAGGUGGGCGCCACCACCUGGCAGAUUGACAAUAAGUUGGGCGUGCUCCUAAGCACACAGAAGAACAUUGAGCGUGCGCUGGUGGAGUGCAAGAAAUGUCACCACGAGCCCGAGCACAAAGAUCACAUUAAGCUACCAGAGCACCCACAAGAGCACUGGGAACAGCCUGCCUACAUAAACUACGAACACAAGGAUCAACACAAAACACCCUCGAAGCCGGACUACGAUAGCGGCUAUGCCAAUGCGGAUGAGGCUUCCUACCUGUACCAGCUCUGGUAUGGCAAGGAUGAUAAAUAG